GCAUUAGAAGGAUCACAGUUGGCGAUUGGCUCUCAGUUACCGGGAUGUUAGGAAUAAAUGAAAGUCAAUUCCCUAUAUAAAGGGUGGUUUUAGCGGGAAUAAAUACAGAACUGAUUUGUCGAAACUAGACACAAGUUGGUCGACAUGAGGAUCUUGAUAUGCUUGAUGUUGGUGGCGACAGCCUUCGCCGAGGAGAAAAAUGUUAAGAAACGCGGUCUCUAUGGACUGGGUCUUGGAUACGGCGAUCUCGGUGGAUACGGUGGUGAAUUGGGACUGGGACUAGGACACGGAGUAUCUCUCGGACACGAGGCUCACACUGUUGUUCAGACUGUUCAGAAGACCGUUGAGGUGCCCAAACCAUACCCCGUGGCUGUACCCGUCGACCGUCCCUACCCAGUCAAGGUUCCAGUUGACAGGCCUUACCCUGUCCCUGUGAAGGUGCCCGUUCCCCAGCCCUACCCAGUCGUGCAGACCAAAACUGUUCACGUUCCAGUUGACAGGCCAUACCCCGUCCCCGUAAAGGUACCCGUUCCAGCGCCCUACCCCGUCAAGGUUGCUGUGCCACAGCCCUACCCCGUUAAGGUUGCGGUCCCACAACCCUACCCCGUCAAGGUUGCUGUACCUCAACCCUACCCCGUUAAGGUACCCGUUCCCCAGCCCGUCUACAUCAAGGAGCAGGUUCCUGUUGUUGUUAAGGCCCACGGUCACCUUGGAGAGCUUGACGGUCUUUCGGGAUACGCGUGCAAUCACCAAACUGUUACAUCGUUUCUAUCUCCUCUAUCCCAUACUUUGCCCAUAAAAAAAUCUUGUCACCCCACCAAAUCGCCAAUCUCACCCCUCUUCCUAAAAGUAAAAUGGAGUAUAGCCUCUGUUAUUUUACCUUCACCUGGGGAUUAUGCCUUCUCGAUCGGUGGAAUCCGCGAGAAAAUAUCGGAAGACUGGACGAGUCGUAAUCCUGUCAUGUUUUAUGUAGAUCUGAUGGCUAUCGUUGAAAGAAAAGUGUGGGAGAACACAGGCAUCCCAGGAUCUGGAAGUAUGAGCUCUCGACAGUUGCACAUAUCCCACCAUAUGUACCGUGUGAAAAUCCUCGGCAGAUCACCAAGAUUAUCCGAUUGCUCAAUUUCAAAAAUUGUUGAGAAGUAUUACGCAGAUGAACGACUACUUUUUCACGAGAAAAUUUAUGACGUACACGAUAACACGAGCCAAUUAAAAAAAAAUAGGCUUUUAUUUGAAAUAAGGAGAGCGGAGCGAAAUCCCGGGACUUUCUUCGACCUCGUGUCGCUCAUGUGGUGCGAUCAUCACAGAAACAGGUUACCUUGCGUCAUACGCGUCACACUGAAGUCUGAAAGUGAGAAGCUCUUGGUUGUCGGCCAGUGUCGCGAUGUUUUUCGGACGCUGGCUUGCGAGAGCACGCACACAAGGACCCAACUGUGGAAUACACCACCACUGGCAGCCAGGGGUUUCCAUGAUCAAGGUAUAAAAGAAGGCAUCUUCGCGAUGCUCUUCACAGUUGCAAUCCUGUUCAAGUCACAGCAACAUGCAAUUAUUUUCGUCGCCUUGAUGGGGCUGGCCCUCGCCGAGGAGAAGAAGGCUCCCGUUGACUCGAAAAAGGACAAACGAGGACUCCUAGGCCUCGGGUACGGAUACGGACAUGACAGUGGAUUCGGAAGUUACUCCAGUUUGUCGGAUCUCUCCUCCUUCUCCUCGGGUGUGUCGACGAUAAUCACCAAGGAGGUGGCUGUCCCCGGACCCGCCAUCGCAGUUCCCAUAGAGAAACACAUUCCAGUUCCAGUGAAGGUGCCGUACGCAGUGCCAGUCGAUCGUCCAUACCCAGUCCAUAUUCCAAAACCAUAUCCAGUGGAGGUCACCAGACAUGUGCCAGUUCCAGUCGACCGUCCAGUACCUGUACCAGUCAAAGUUCCAGUUCCAGCACCGUAUCCAGUCAAAGUACCUGAACCCUAUCCCGUGGAAGUUAUCAAACAUGUGGCGGUGCCGGUCUCUCAGCCCAUUAUCGUCGAGAAACAUCAGUCCGGAUACGCUGACGGCUGGGAUUCCGGAUACUCGUCGUACUCCUCUUGGUAAACUCACUAGCAGUCGAUCAACUUCUGUCCAGGUCAGCUAGUGAGGACAGAAUGGUCCUCUGGACGAGUGUCAAACGUCCGAGGAAGACCUCUGAGAUUAUGAGGAUAGGGAUGAGUUAAUGCUAGUUGUGUUCGUAGCAUUAAUUCGUUGACUAAUUAAGAGCUUUGAUCUCUAUAAGUAUUUUUACAUUGCUGGAGCAUGACCAAGUAUUGAAUACGUGGUGAUAACCACCAACUGUGCAAUAAAUGUUUUUAUUUCUUAA
Messenger RNA from Diachasmimorpha longicaudata, 2344 nucleotides. RefSeq lists its product as uncharacterized. The transcript has 15 exons. NCBI's taxonomy places the organism in Eukaryota, Metazoa, Arthropoda, Insecta, Hymenoptera, Braconidae. The record is from RefSeq and is a predicted model, not a curated record. Bases 145 to 2082 code for a protein of 645 amino acids.